Messenger RNA from Patiria miniata (bat star), 5886 nucleotides. It is a transcript of the gene dlec1, whose product is annotated as deleted in lung and esophageal cancer protein 1-like. Bases 157 to 5244 code for a protein of 1695 amino acids. The record is from RefSeq and is a predicted model, not a curated record. NCBI's taxonomy places the organism in Eukaryota, Metazoa, Echinodermata, Asteroidea, Valvatida, Asterinidae. The transcript is spliced from 29 exons. Gene Ontology annotation, biological process: negative regulation of cell population proliferation.
AAUACAAUAUGGCGGAAUAAUUUAACAACAUCUGAACAUCGACUGCUGCACAUUCGGGUUUUAAAAAACUCAAUAUUUAUCGCUAGUUAACAAAUACAACUAUUUUACACAUAUUUCUAAAUUCAUAUGAUGUACUAGACCCCAGUGAUAUUCAACAUGUCUGCGAAACUUGGGCGACUGCCAUAUGAUGAGCCGCCUAUGUACCUGCAGCGGCCUUCAUCGGGACGCUCGCAGGAUGUCACCCACGUGCUGGCGCGGACCUUCCGAGACCUCUUCACCAGGGACUUUGUGGAGCAGGAGACGGUCCGGAAUCUCAACAAGUCCCGCAGCGGGGACGACACCUACCACGAGAAAUAUGUGGAAGAUCUGAGAAAGAUCCAAGCUGAGAGAGAAAGGCGAAUGGCCGAAGCACUGAUGCUGGAGAGGCACAUCAUGCAGGCCCGGGCACGCUCUAUGGCGGCCGACGAACGCAAACUGAACCAGGCAGCUGAGGGCUGCGACAUCUACCAUGACUUGGGCCUGCCUCCAGUGGAUCCCAAUCUGGAGACUUAUCUGGACAGUGACCUGCUGCGCAAGCACGGCCUGAUAGUACCAGAAGACUACUCAACGGCCGAACCGCCUCCCACCAAAGCACCAAAAGCGCAAAGAAAACCAAGAUAUGCCGAGGCCACUGAUGCGUCCACUGUCCGCGUCCACUACACGGAAGAUGAGUUCAACAUUCAGGAGGGAGGGGGCAAGGAAACGCCGGGAAGCCAAGCAGAUGUUAUGCAGUCCAACGGUUCCGGCAAGCCCUGGCAGGGCACCGCUUCCCCGCAGUCCAGAGAGCGCCACCGCACAGACCUGGCCCAGGUGCACAGCAAGACCGACUUCCUGCGCAACCCCCGCCACCGGCCCCCCUCCACCCUGGCCGGGGGCAAGACCCUAGUCAAACCCAACACGGUGGUGCACAAGCUGGGCGGGGCCAAGUCCACUGUUCUAGACACAGCCAAAAAAGAGCCCUCCGUUGUCUUCCUUGCCAACCCAUCGACCGUUGUAUUCACUGAUUACCAAGUCGGACGCGUCUACGAACUCCCGCUGGACUUGAAGAACGUCUCGGCUGCGAGUCGACCACUCCGAGUCGUCCCUCCAAAAUCCCAAUUCUUCUCCGUCGGGCUAGGCAAGUUUCCCGGUGAGCAAGGCAUCGUGGCCCCCGGUAUGAGCUGCCAGUACAGCAUCCGUUUCAUGCCAGACUCGUUGAUGGAUUUCAACGACACCAUCACGAUCCAGACCCAGUCCAGCCAGCCGCUGGUAGUCAAACUCCAGGGCAGGCGUCCACCUCCCAUUUUAUCCUUGUCAAAAGAUGUAGAAUGCGGACAUUGUCUAGUCGGCGGGAAACGUACUGUCCAGUUUCUGGUCAAGAACGUGGGAGGAAGCGGUCGCUUCUGUCUCAUGCCGCGGGAGAGCUGGCCCACGACAAACUUUAAGUCUGCUACCAAUAGCGACAGAGUCGACUUGGCACCGUUCAUCAUCCAGCCAGCAAUCUUUGAGCUACUCGCAGGCCACACCAUUCCACUACAGGUUACGUUCACUCCAACAUCGGUGAAACACUUCCGUCGCAAUCUUACGAUGAUUUGCGAUAACUGCACCGUCAAGCACUUCACAUUGAAAGGCGAGGGCCAAACGGCCGGUGUGGAGUUGGCCGAUGUCAGCGAGGGUGGGGAGAGCCUCCCCGCCCCAGGGGAGAUGUGCGACGCCACGGCCCAGCACCAGAUCCGAUUUGACCCCAUCAACCCUAUGACCUUCACCACCAAACAGCUGACCAUCAAGAACACAACGAAUGUGGAGCUGCCCUUCCACUGGGAAAUACUGAGGCCCCACUUUGAGUGUCCCGUCCAAGAAGAGGAAAGUGGGGAGGUUCUCGGUGGGGGCAUCAUUCAGCGGCUGAAGGACGAGACGAACACCUUCUGCAUCAACCCUGACAAAGGGGUGCUGCCACCUCAGGGGACGUGCAAGGCGACGGUGGCUUAUGCUCCCACGAAGAUUGGCCCCGCUCACAGUGUCCUCCACCUCAUCCUCAAGGAGGUCCCCAAGGACCGCCAGCUCUCGGCCGCCUCCUCAUCAGCGGCGAGCGAUGACGGCCGGGAGGAGGAGCUGACGCCAAACGGCCGCUCUGCUCAACGGAGCGGCGCAGUCCAGGUCUCGGACGUGGUGGGGUUGGAGGUGGAGCUGAAGGGGGAGUGCGAGGAGUUUUGCAUCACCGUGGAGCCUUACGCCAUCUUUGUGCCGGGCAAGCUCCUGGUGUCCACCACCAUCCGGAAACCUUUCCAGAUGACCAAUCACAGCAGGUUUCCCGCCCACUUUGCCUGGAGCAAUUACAGCGCGGGCCACAUCAUCGAGGUGGAGACUCCCCAGGGCACCAUCCCUCCAGAAUCCACGGUGGGCCUGGAGCUGGCCCUCUCGGGGGCACGUCCCGGCCCCAUCGACCACACCCUCCAGUGUCACAUCCAGCACCAGGAGAGCACGGUGCCGCUGCGUGUGGUGGCCCACAUCGUGGGGCCGCGGGUCGUGAUCGACACGCCCUCUGUUGACUUUGGGCUGGUGCGGCACGGGGACACCGCAGCUGCGGAGCUCCACCUCCGGAAUGCCUCCCAAGUCCCCGCCUCCUGGCGUCUGGAAGAGAGUGAAGAGUUCAUGCUGAGGGACCCGAAAACUGGAAAGACUGUCUCCGAGUUCACUUUGACACCCUCCAGUGGUGACCUGCCACCGCUCGGGUCAAAGGUCGUAAAGGUCACGUUCAAACCCGUGCAGUGCCGCCGGAUACAGGGUGUGUUUAAGUGUGCAGUUGCUGACGGGAACAACAGUUUUGUUGGAGUCCGUGCCGACGUGCAGCAUCCCCAGGCCUGCCUGCAGUCUAGUCACCUGACCAUGGACGAGGUCUACGUCGGUGUGCCAAUUACCAGGGAAGUGACCAUCGUCAACCAGACACUACUCCCUGCUGACUUCAACUGGCAAGAGCCUUUGGGGUCGCAGGCAGACAAGUGCCAAGUGACCUUUGACCCAAGCCAGGGCCGCCUUCAACCCAGGGAGAAUUUGAAAGUGGCAGUCACUUUCGUGGCCCAUGCUCAGGGCUUGCUUGACGACGUGAAGAUUCCAUGUUUUGUCGAGGGAAUGGCCAACCCACUCAUCCUAGGUUUAUUCACGGAUGUGAGGGGCCUUACGGUGACCUACGUGACCCUGAACCCUGAUCGGGAACACGGGGACGAGGAGCUGUUGUUGGACUAUGGCCACGACGUUGAGCUAGGCUCCACCCCUAGCCGUGUGGUCCGGGUCACAAACCACACUGCCAUCGCCGCACCCUUCCACAUCACCCUGGAACAUUUCGGAUCGGCCAAACCCCCGACACCACCAGACAAAGACAAGGAGUCCAAGGAUUCCUCAAAGAGGCGUGGUUUGCUGAAUCGUACGUCCAACCUGGCCGAUCCGCAGAGCCGCACGCCCUCUCAGAUUCAGACGGACUACGCCAAGGCCGUGCUGCGCGAUGACCGCGGCGCAGCAUUUGUGGUCUCCCCGGCAUCCGGUAUGCUUGAACCGUUCUCCGAGCUGGAGGUCCGAGUGACAGCAUUCAGCGACAUGUGGGGGCGCUACAUGGACAACCUCAUCUGCAAGGUGUCAGAUUUACCCCCGGUGGUCAUCCCUAUCACAAUGACGGUCACUGGAUGUCCACUCUGUUUCUCCAUGGCCACCCUCAAGGGUCAACUUCCCAUCGUCAGGUUUGGGACCCACGUGGCGGGCCUGCCCCCCGUCCACAGACCGCUGAAGAUCAGGAACAACAGCCCCUGCGGUAUUCGUCUGGACUGGCAAAUCUUCAACCUGGUGGAGAAUGACGCCCAACUCCUGGACCUCCUGGUCAACAUCGGAGAGCCCUUCCCCCUCCGAGAUGGGAAUGGUGAGGAGAUUGUACCCAGCCAACCAGAUAUGUCUGCCGUUGAGAUACCAAGGGGGGAGAAUGACGGGAGUCCGACGGUGACUACUCAACCGGGCCUGUUGCAGAAGGUCACUGAGGAGUUGGAGAGUGAAUGCCGGGGGUCAGAGAUCGAAGGUCAGCUGAUUAAGGUCGUCCUUCGAGAGCACGAAGGUGAACGGGCCGAGGGUGGGCCAUUCACUGUCAGCGAUAAACAAAUGGUCAUUCCAGCCCGAGGCAGCAUCCAGAUGACAGCCUCCUUCGACCCCCAGACGGACUCCCUGACCCUGCGGGGUGCCGACUGGAUCGGCUACGGCCUGGGCUUCAUGAGUUUGGACAGCGAGGGCACCAGACGGGUCCCGGGGAAAGUGUCGCGAGGGCAGGCUUACGAGAUGACCCCGCUGCGGCUGGAUUUCACAGCCUACCUCAAGCCCGCUCUGUUGACGGUUGAGACAACCGACGAUGAAGGCAUGCGCUACCACACGGCAGCGAGCGAUCUCCUUGACCUGGCCAACCGGGCCGAGUUUCGGUCCCCUUACACCAAGAGCCAGGCAGCCAACUUGACCAACGCCACCCAGACUCCACUGGCCUUCCGGCUGCUCACCCCGAAGCCGUUUGAGCUUCUCAGGACCGAGCCCGGAUCGGGCCAGUCGCGCGGCGGAUCGGCCGUCCCCAUCCAGAACCAGUCGGCCGUGUCGAGCGGAGAGCAGAUGCUGGGCCUGCCGCCACAGAAGAAUCUCCAGAUAAAUGUUGCCUUCCACCUUACGACCGAUCUCCUGGAGAUGUGUCUGAGUAAGCUGCAAGUUGGCCAGGAGUACUUCGGGGUUCAGCUGAUGAAACACGAGGAGGAACGCCGACUGAUCAUCAAGCAAGACCUGGUGAUACAGUACAGCAAUAAUGCUGUCCAGAAACUGCCCUUGUAUGCGAUGGUCAUUAUACCGUCCAUCCGAGUCACCCCAUCCUACCUGGACUUUGGCACGUGUCUGGUGUCGCAGCAGCGGGAGCUGGAAGUGACCAUCAGCAAUCCGACGGGCUCGGCCAGCUUCUGGACGGUCGUUUCUGAUCCCCAGCAGCAAGCAGAGGAAUUGUUCCGCGUCGUGCCAUCAUCCGGCUUUCUAGAAGCGCACGUCACCCACGUCUCUCACAGCAAAAUGAUCCUCAAAGUUCACUUCACCGCCAGGCACAACGUGGCUUACAGGGGGAAGUUUAUCUUCCAUGGCAUGCUGGGGGAAACACCUCAGGAGCUAGAGGUCAGAGGUCAAGGGUCGUAUGACAGCCGCCACGAAGCCUUGGUCGACGUGUGACCACGUGUGAUUGUUUAAUUUCCUUGAAGGGGAUGGACACCAUGCAAAUAUUCAAAAAUGAAACCGUCAAAAAAUUGUGAAUUAUCCGUCUUGAUUGUGAGUAAAUGACAGGAUCAAGCAUCUUGCGCCUUGUAUGCUGUCAUGUUUUCACGAAAAGAGGAAUUACCAUUAUUUUCUUACGAUGUUUAGGACCAACCGUUACACUUUGAAUGGAAACCUGUUUUUUGUUUCAAGAAAAAUGAAGAUGCAUUUCACACUUUUUCUCUGUAAGUAUAUCUACUGAGCUGAAAGUUCGACAGGUUAGUUUUUCAAUAAGCUGCUUCAGAUUUAUUGUACUGUUCCUUACAUUGGCAAACAUACAUUUCUUUUGCAAAUGGUGUCCAUUAAGAGAGAAGGUUCUUGAUGGGGUACAAAAUGGCUUCAACAAUACGAUCACAAAACUUUCAGACCAAUAUGUAGAAAGCUGGUGAGAAGUUUCUAAUUCAAAUAAUCGAGAACAACUUUCUGUAUUACGUUUCAUUAUAUGUUUGGAGUUCAUCACAGAUCUACAUCUGAUUCUACAUAUUUUAAAAACUUUUACUUCAUUUCUCGUGAUGCUUGUAAAGAAUUUGCAUAAACUUUCACAAUUAUAUCCAGAAUAUA